AUGCUGAAGUUAUUCUUCUUAAUCGCUACAUUGGCGACCUUGGCUCAAUCUCAGAUUGCGGUCGAAUGGGUGUGCCAUGAGCCCAAAAUAAUGGGAAACUGCACUAGAGUACCCAGGAUUACAGACUUGCUCCAAAUAUUUUCGCAAAGCAGCGACGAUGGCGAGUAUGGCGAUUUACACUAUUGCCCACACUACAUCGUGGAACGUCACACCAACUGUAUGCGGACGUACUAUAAUAGUUGUUACCGGUAUAUGUCCGAAUUCGUGCGAGACGUCUUCUUGGGUUAUUUACCACGGACCGAGAGCGCAAAAAUCCUGUGCAACAAUAACCGGCCAUACAAGAAAGAAUUUAGAGAACACAUGGCUUGCACUAGAGCAAUGUUGAGUGCCGACGAUGACUUCGAAGAAUAUAUGAUAGAAUCCGAGAUGCAGUACGGGCAACUGAUAGAAGACAUGGAUACCAAUGACAAGUGCGAUGUUGUCAACUGUUUUUGGAGUGGGUUGAUCACAAAAAUUCGUAAACAAUGCGGAUCGAAGACCGAAAAGUUCUCUCGCCAAGUCCUCAGCAACCUGUGGCCCGUAUCAAUGUUGUCGGUGGAUGUAAAUAUACACGAAUGUAAACAUUUUGAGAGCCGCUGUACAACAUAA
This is a messenger RNA of Macrosiphum euphorbiae (potato aphid), 648 nucleotides long. The record is from the annotation of a GenBank genome assembly. NCBI's taxonomy places the organism in Eukaryota, Metazoa, Arthropoda, Insecta, Hemiptera, Aphididae.